Trachymyrmex cornetzi is the source of this 462-nucleotide messenger RNA. It is a transcript of the gene Blos4, whose product is annotated as biogenesis of lysosome-related organelles complex 1 subunit 4. The annotation marks the transcript as partial. Lineage: Eukaryota; Metazoa; Arthropoda; Insecta; Hymenoptera; Formicidae. The record is from RefSeq and is a predicted model, not a curated record. The transcript has 4 exons. Gene Ontology annotation, cellular component: BLOC-1 complex.
AAAGAUUAUGUGAAUUAUGCAAAAGUGGACUGGAGUAAUCAGGUGAAAAAUGUUCGCGGUGUUAUAGAGGAUACAUUGAUACGACUGGAGGAAUUCCAAUCGAUUGUUGCAAUGGUGGAGAAUAGCAGUGCUGAAUGCAUGCAGCAACAUCUUCCAAAGUUACAACAAAUGAAAGAUGGUAUGGCAACUCUUCGCAAUAGGAUAGAUGCACUAGAGCACAUUGUUGCAAUGGCAAAUAUGAAUUUAAGUACGUUGGAAGCUGCUGUAGACAAGGCAGAGGCUGAUCUAGGUGUAUCAGAUAGAUUAUUCGGGAUAUUGAAUCCUCUAUCAUUUUUUAAGAAAACUCAUGAACCAGUUGCAUCAAGUACAACAUCAGUAUAUAAAUCACCCGUAAUUUAUAAAUCUGAUGACUACUUUCAAAGAGAAUAAGAAACAUAUACAUAAAAAGAGGCUUAGGUUGUG